Messenger RNA from Schizosaccharomyces octosporus yFS286, 552 nucleotides. Its product is annotated as 40S ribosomal protein S14. Gene Ontology annotation, cellular component: ribosome; cytosolic small ribosomal subunit. Bases 36 to 455 code for a protein of 139 amino acids. Gene Ontology annotation, molecular function: small ribosomal subunit rRNA binding; mRNA 5'-UTR binding; structural constituent of ribosome. The record is from RefSeq and is a predicted model, not a curated record. NCBI's taxonomy places the organism in Eukaryota, Fungi, Ascomycota, Schizosaccharomycetes, Schizosaccharomycetales, Schizosaccharomycetaceae. Gene Ontology annotation, biological process: translation; maturation of SSU-rRNA from tricistronic rRNA transcript (SSU-rRNA, 5.8S rRNA, LSU-rRNA); ribosomal small subunit assembly. The transcript has a single exon.
UGCCUAACAGAUCUUGGAACGGCAACAACAGAAAAAUGGCUACUAACGUUGGGCCUCAAAUUCGCUCUGGUGAGCUCGUGUUUGGUGUUGCACAUAUCUUUGCUUCUUUCAAUGAUACCUUCGUCCAUAUCACUGAUUUGACCGGUAAGGAAACUAUUACUCGUGUCACUGGUGGUAUGAAGGUCAAGACUGACCGUGACGAGUCUUCUCCUUAUGCUGCUAUGUUAGCUGCCCAAGACGCUGCUGUCAAGUGUAAGGAAGUUGGUAUCACCGCUCUUCACAUCAAGAUCCGUGCUACCGGUGGUACUGCUACUAAGACUCCUGGUCCUGGUGCUCAAGCCGCUUUGCGUGCUUUAGCCCGCGCCGGUAUGCGCAUUGGUCGUAUUGAGGACGUUACUCCCGUCCCUACCGACUCUACUCGCAGAAAGGGUGGUCGCCGUGGUCGCAGACUGUGAGCACUUUCGUCCCUUCUUUGUCAUGCUAUUUUGUAUGGCUGGUUUGGACAGAGUCCUCGACGUCUAUUUGGUUUUCUUAUGUAGAAACAUAAAAACA